AUGCACGAAAACCCCAACCAAGCUAAUCAAGCAUAUGGUUGGCAUUUUCAAUUCCUGACCGUGAUUGGCCUGUCGUUGUCAACACUCACUUUCGCGGUUGCACUACUAGCAGAUAUUACCUCGUCGCGGCGACUGUUCCUGGUCAAAAACAUCCUAUCAGUAUGCAGUGCCCCCCUUGAGGUUGUUAUCAGUGUCUUGUACUGGGGUCUUCGUAUAAUUGAUGAGCGUUUGGUGAUCCCCCCGGACAUCUUUAUCCCUGUUCAUGCCGACAUCAGCUUCCACGCCACACCGUCCGUGGUGAUGCUGAUUGACCUGCUGCUCCUGUCUCCACCGUGGACAAUCACUGCGCUCCCGGCACUAGCAUUGUCUGGUACCAUCGCCUUCGGCUACUGGUUCUGGAUUGAGCAAUGCUUCUCCCAGAAUGGAUGGUACCCAUAUCCUAUCUUCGAAGCACUACCCACGUCAGGCCGUAUUGGCCUAUUCACUCUUAGUGCUGUUGUGAUGGCAAUGAGCACCAUUACACUCAAGUGGCUCCAUGGACGCGUCAAUGGGUUUGGUAACCCUAUGAAGCCAGAAUCCCGUUCAGGUGAUAUCAAGCGAAAGAACGGGCUUUAG
Messenger RNA from Penicillium robsamsonii, 615 nucleotides. Its product is annotated as androgen-induced gene 1 family protein. The transcript is spliced from 5 exons. The coding region runs from base 1 to 615 and encodes 204 amino acids. Gene Ontology annotation, cellular component: membrane; endomembrane system. NCBI's taxonomy places the organism in Eukaryota, Fungi, Ascomycota, Eurotiomycetes, Eurotiales, Aspergillaceae. The record is from RefSeq and is a predicted model, not a curated record.